Molecule: messenger RNA, 2088 nt
Organism: Vidua chalybeata
Lineage: Eukaryota; Metazoa; Chordata; Aves; Passeriformes; Viduidae
Gene: UBE2Q2
Product: ubiquitin conjugating enzyme E2 Q2
Exons: 14
Coding region: 267-1487 (406 amino acids)
Molecular function (GO): protein binding
Source: RefSeq, a predicted model, not a curated record
GGGCGAGGGCGGGGCGGUUGGUGCGGCUGGCCCGGCCCGCCGGGGAGGAAGGGAAGGGAAGGGGAGCGGGUUGCGCUGUUGCCCUUUUAAGCGAGCGAGCGGGCGCCGGAGGCCGGUACAAAGGGAGCUCCGCCGUGCCCCGCCGGCUGGGGCUGCCCCGGCCCCGCCAUCUUCCGCCCCGCAGGCGCGGCCGGGGCCAGGGUCGGGCCGGCUGAGUCGGAGGGAGGCGGCGGCAGCGCAGGCCCGGGCCCGGAGAUGAGGCCAGGAUGUCGGUGUCAGGGCUCAAGGCCGAGCUGAAGUUCCUCGAGUCCAUCUUCGACAAGGACCACGAGCGCUUCCGCAUCGUCUCCUGGAAGCUGGACGAGCUCCACUGCCAGUUUGUGCUCCUGCCGCCGCCGCCGGGCUCCAGCCCGCAGCCGCCGCCGCCGCUCACCAUCCACUGCAACAUCACGGAAUCUUACCCCUCUUCGUCACCAAUAUGGUUUGUAGAAUCAGAUGACCCAAACCUGACUUCAGUCUUAGAGCGUUUAGAAGAUAUUAAGAAGAGCAAUACUCUGCUUCUUCAGCAGCUGAAGCGAUUAAUAUGUGACCUCUGCAGAUUAUAUAAUCUUCCUCAGCAUCCAGAUGUUGAAAUGCUAGAUCAGCCAUUGCCAGCUGGACAGAAUGGAACAACAGAAGAAGUUACAUCAGAGGAGGAGGAAGAAGAUGAUAUGGGUGAAAUCUCAGCUGUGAGGUACUUGGAUACAGAGAAUUGGACAUCUGUUUGUGCUUUAGUCAAACAAUACAUAACAUUGUGUGCCAAAUCAGACAUUGAAGAUCUGGAUCACUAUGAUAUGAAGGAGGAGGAACCAGUUGAUGGGAAGAAAUCUGAGGAUGAAGGCAUUGAAAAAGAGAACCUUGCAAUCUUAGAAAAAAUCAGAAAAAAUCAAAGGCAAGAUCACUUAAAUGGUGCAGUCUCUGGGUCAGUUCAGGCUUCAGAUCGACUUAUGAAAGAACUCAGGGAUAUAUAUAGAUCACAGAGUUAUAAAACAGGGAUAUAUUCAGUGGAACUGGUAAAUGACAGCUUGUAUGAAUGGCAUGUUAAGCUUCUCAAGGUUGAUCCUGAUAGCCCACUGCAUAGUGAUCUUCAGGUCUUAAAAGAAAAAGAAGGUGUAGAAUACAUUUUACUGAACUUCUCUUUUAAGGAUAACUUCCCUUUUGAUCCUCCCUUUGUGCGAGUGGUGUCUCCUGUGCUCACGGGAGGGUAUGUCCUAGGAGGAGGUGCAUUAUGCAUGGAACUUCUUACUAAACAGGGCUGGAGCAGUGCCUACUCAAUAGAAUCGGUCAUCAUGCAGAUCAAUGCCACUUUAGUCAAAGGAAAAGCCAGAGUACAGUUUGGAGCCAAUAAGAAUCAAUAUAAUCUAGCAAGAGCACAGCAGUCCUAUAAGUCACUAGUACAAAUACAUGAGAAAAAUGGCUGGUACACUCCUCCAAAAGAAGAUGGCUAAUGCUGAGGACUGUUGUAUACCUGGACCAAUGUCAACAAAACAAGCUCUUUUUUAUGUUUUCCAACACACAGACUCAAGCUAUGAGUGCCCCUAUAACAGCUGUACUGAGGACUUUAGCUAUUAGAUAAGUUAGUGGAUAAUCUAUCAACUGACACGUACGGUAUAAGUUACAGCCUUACCAUUCCGCUCUUCUUAGGUGUCUGGACUGAGCAGUUUGGGCCUUUGCCAUAUUUGUUCUUAUGGAUUGAGCAGAUUUGGGCCACGCCCUCCCUUCUCCCUUUUUUUAUUUGAAAGCAUAAACUCUCCCUGCAGCAGGCUAUUGACUUACUAAAGAUCAUACAAUAGGAGUGAGUUGUUCACACACUUCUGUGUAUUUCUUACUUUUUGCAAAAGGCAGACUGCAGAGACUUGCAUUGUAUUGUUUCAUUUAAAGCCAAGAAGUUUAUUAAUACAUUGUUUAAUACUGUUUUAGGAAAUGUCAGGUCUUGCAAAUCACAGUAGUUUUUCUGGUCUAAAAUGACAGCGUUUGUAGUAUUUUCCAAAUUAAUGAUAUAGGAAAAACACAUGUAUGUUAAGUCAUUAAACAUUUUUCAUGGCUGUA